UUGGCCGCAUCCACCCUGCCACCAGCCCGCUACCUGCUCCUUAAUUCUCUCUUCUCGCCCUACUCCCAUCCCGUGGCUAGAAGCCAAGAAAUUUGUCUGCCAUGGCGUCGGAGCCGGUGAUCGGGAAGCUCAGCGUCCGCAUUGUCCGAGGCCACAACCUCGUCAUCGCCGACUCGCUCACCCACACCAGCGACCCCUACGUCGUCCUCUGCUACGGCUCCCAGAAGGUGAAGACUAGCGUUCAGAAGAAAAAUGCCAAUCCCUUAUGGAAUGAUGUACUGGUGCUCCCUGUCACAAAUCUUACAAAGCCAGUGAAACUUGAGGUUUUUGAUGAGGACAAAUUCACAGCGGAUGACAGCAUGGGAGUGGCUGAGUUCAAUGUAACUGAUAUCUAUGACGCUGCAAAGCUGGAUCUAAAGCAUGCCUCUGAUGGAACCAGGAUCAAGACGAUCUACCCGGUUGGCACAAACUACCUUGGCAGUGAGAGCCACGUAUCGUGGAAGAAUGGCAAGGUCGUCCAAGACUUGAUUCUGAAGCUGAAGAACGUUGACAGUGGCUCUGUCGUGCUACAGCUGGAAUGGGUUCACGUCCCUGGUGUUACCCUGUAAGUUACGCCCAACUGAAUGUUAUUGCAACCUGGUUUGAUGAAGCUGCAGCUAUGGGUUCCUGUUCCUGGUGUCAGAUGUGUUAGCAAUUUGUGGAUGUUGUGGUUUGUAGUGUAUGUGCUGUGUGUGCGUUAUUGAUUUCAGCUUGAUGUAUGCAAUGUAUUUGUAGUACUGUGGUUGUGAAGUUCAUGCUUGAAGUUGAACAAAUAAGAGACACCGUUUGUGCUUA
This is a messenger RNA of Triticum urartu, 834 nucleotides long. Its product is annotated as protein C2-DOMAIN ABA-RELATED 8. NCBI's taxonomy places the organism in Eukaryota, Viridiplantae, Streptophyta, Magnoliopsida, Poales, Poaceae. The record is from RefSeq and is a predicted model, not a curated record.